Chrysochloris asiatica (Cape golden mole) is the source of this 360-nucleotide messenger RNA. RefSeq lists its product as uncharacterized. Lineage: Eukaryota; Metazoa; Chordata; Mammalia; Afrosoricida; Chrysochloridae. Gene Ontology annotation, cellular component: intracellular membrane-bounded organelle. Bases 1 to 360 code for a protein of 119 amino acids. The transcript is spliced from 2 exons. The record is from RefSeq and is a predicted model, not a curated record.
AUGGGGCACUGCUUGCCGGAGUUUAUGGCUCUGAACUCAAAGGACAGACCCACAGACCUGGGAACCGUACAUCUGAGCACUCAUGAGUUGGAGCUGGUGUCUCGAGAUGGCCUAGAUAUUAAAGAAUCACAAAACCACACUGGUGAGCCUGCUGGAGAUGACUACAAAAAGAUGGGAACACUCUUCGGUGGACUGAACAAAAGUCUUAUCAACAUGGGCUUCACCAGGUUGUAUUUUGGAGAACGAAUUGUAGAACCAGUAAUCGUGGUUUUCUUCUGGGUUAUGCUCUGGUUCCUUGGCCUGCAAGCCCUUGGACUAGUUGCUGUUCUUUGCCUUGUCAUUAUUUAUGUGCAACAGUAA